This is a messenger RNA of Raphanus sativus (radish), 1641 nucleotides long. Its product is annotated as transcription initiation factor IIA large subunit. Gene Ontology annotation, cellular component: transcription factor TFIIA complex. NCBI's taxonomy places the organism in Eukaryota, Viridiplantae, Streptophyta, Magnoliopsida, Brassicales, Brassicaceae. Bases 214 to 1341 code for a protein of 375 amino acids. Gene Ontology annotation, biological process: transcription initiation at RNA polymerase II promoter; transcription by RNA polymerase II. The record is from RefSeq and is a predicted model, not a curated record. The transcript is spliced from 12 exons.
UGUCCAUAUUGAGAUGUGAUCUGAUCCAAACCUAUUUAUAUUCUUCACUGUUUUUUUUUUUAAUUUUUGUCUUGACCGGUGCGCCUUCGAUCUCCUCGCUUCGUCGCCGAUCUCCACUAAGCUCCGUCUUACAACCUCCGCCUCAACCCAGAUUCGUGGAGGUCCAAUUUUGGUUUUUUGUGGCCGGAAUUGAAUUGAGGAGAUUUUGAGAAGAUGGCUACAACGACGACAACGAGCGGUGUGUAUAUCCACGUCAUCGAGGACGUCGUCAGCAAAGUCCGUGAGGAGUUCGUUAACAACGGAGGUCCCGGCGAGAGUGUUCUCUCUGAGCUUCAAGGAAUUUGGGAGACAAAGAUGAUGCAAGCUGGAGUCUUGUCUGGACCAAUUGAAAGGUCAUCGGCUCAGAGGCCAACACCUGGAGGUCCAUUGACUCAUGAUCUGAAUGUUCCUUAUGAAGGUACAGAGGAGUACGAGACUCCCACUGCUGAAAUGCUCUUCCCUCCUACACCUAUGCAGACUCCCCUUCCAACGCCGCUUCCUGGUACGGCUGAUAACUCUUCUAUGUAUAAUAUCCCUACUGGAUCAAGUGAUUAUCCCACUCCUGGAGCUGAGAAUGGAAGCCAUGCUGAUGUUAAAGCAAGACCCAGUCCUUAUAUGCAACCACCUUCUCCUUGGACAAAUCCAAGGCUUGAUGUCAAUGUUGCUUAUGUGGAUGGCCGUGAUGAGCCUGAGAGAGGAAACCCUAAUCAGCAUUUUACACAGGACUUAUUUGUCCCAUCAUCCGGGAAACGGAAGCGUGAUGAGUCUUCUGCACAGUAUCAAAAUGGUGGAUCUAUACCACAACAGGAUGGUGCAUGCGAUGCCAUGCCUAUGGCGAGCCUUGAGGGUGAUACACUCUGCAUAACAUUUGUUGGCGAUAAAAGGGUCCCACGAGAUGUAAUCUGCUCAUCUUCAAAGAUACCUCAAGUGGAUGGGCCAACGCCUGACCCUUAUGAUGAAAUGUUGUCCACUCCAAAUAUAUACAGCUAUCAAGGACCCAGUGAAGACUUCAACGAGGGCAGAACACCUGCUCCAAACGAGAUCCAAACGAGCACUCCUGUUACUGCUCAAAACGAUAUCAUUGAAGAUGACGAAGAGCUGUUGAACGAAGAUGAUGACGAUGACGAGCUAGAUGACUUAGAGAGUGGUGAGGAUAUGAACACGCAACAUCUGGUUUUGGCUCAGUUUGACAAGGUGACUCGCACAAAGAGCAGGUGGAAGUGUAAUCUGAAAGAUGGGAUCAUGCAUAUAAACGAUAAGGACAUCCUCUUCAACAAAGCGCUUGGCGAGUUUGACUUCUGAUCUUGACAAUAGCAACGUUUUUAGAGAAAGUCAGUUCGUUCAUUGUCCAGUGUCUUUAUUUUUUUCUCAUGAUUUUAGAACAUCUGCGAGAAAAAUGUUUUAGUUUACGGGAAAGUACUUUGGUUGGCUCUUCAACUUUUUUUUUUUGUUUGGGCGAAGCGUUUACAUUUGGUGUCAGGCAACAUUUCAUGGUAAGGGUCAGGCUAUAUUGGCCCUUAACUUGAGUCUCUGGAUGUAGUUGUUGGUUAUGUUUCUGUGUCUUCCUGUAACUUCUUAUAUAAAUGGACAAACACUUGUAUU